This is a messenger RNA of Setaria italica (foxtail millet), 2080 nucleotides long. RefSeq names its product protein O-linked-mannose beta-1,4-N-acetylglucosaminyltransferase 2. The record is from RefSeq and is a predicted model, not a curated record. Gene Ontology annotation, molecular function: glycosyltransferase activity. The transcript has a single exon. Bases 222 to 1754 code for a protein of 510 amino acids. NCBI's taxonomy places the organism in Eukaryota, Viridiplantae, Streptophyta, Magnoliopsida, Poales, Poaceae.
AACGCUAGCGGUGCAGGAAAUCGUCGUUCGCCUGAACCUGACUAGCGUGUCAAGGCGUACGUGUCACGGCGCCACGCUCGCGUCGACUGACCGCGCCGCCCGGCCAGACUCGUUCGGGUGUCCAUAAAACCCCGAGACGCGAGAGCGAGACGACGACGCCGGCCACGUACAAGGCUCGUUCGAUCGCGAUCCCGGCCGUUCCGCACUGAUCGAGAGCGGGCAUGGCGGCCUCGAAAGUGUCCGCCGUGCCGAAGGGCCUCGGCGCCAUGGAAGACGUCGCGGUGGCUGCCAAGAAGGGAAGGUGGGGUUUCGUCCAGUUCUUCUUCGUGCUCUCCGUCGUCCUCUGCGCGCUCCUCUACGCGCCGCGCGUCUUCGUGCUCGGCCCCGCGCACGGCGUCGACGUCGUCGGCUUCUUCACGGCGGCGAAUUCUUCCGAGGGGACGUCGUCGGAGGAGGAUGGCGGCCGUCUGGUCCUUGACAACCAGGUGCACUCCCCGUGCGCGUCCAUGCGCGACCACACCAUCUGCUGCGACCGCUCGAGCGUCCACACCGACGUGUGCUUCAUGGCCGGAGACGUGCGCACAGACGCCGCGUCCCUGUCGCUCCUGCUCUUCCCGCCGCACGACCAGCAGAAGCAAGCGCCGAACGGCUCGUCGUCGACGGCGACGGAGGAGGAGAGGGUGCGGCCCUACCCGCGCAAGUGGGAGCGCUUCAUCAUGGAGAAGAUCCCGGAGGUGCGUCUCCGGGUGGCGCGGCCGCCGGAUGAGCGCAGGUGCGACGUCCGUCACGACGCGCCUCUCCUGGUCAUGUCGGCGGGGGGAUACACGGGGAACCUGUUCCACGCGUUCAACGACGGGAUCCUUCCGUCGUGGCUGACGGUGCAGCACCUCCGCCGCCGCGUCGUGCUGGGGGUCCUCUCGUACAACCCGUGGUGGGCGGGCACGUUCGGCGAGAUCAUCUCCGGGCUCUCGGACCACCACGUGGUGGACCUGCUCCACGACAAGCGGACGCAUUGCUUCCCCGGCGCCAUCGUGGGGACCCGCUUCCACGGCAUCCUCGUCGUCGACCCCGGCAGGCUCCGGGACAACAAGACCAUCGCCGACUUCCACGACCUCCUGGCCGACGCGUACGAGAAGCCCAAGAUGACGCCGGAGAAGACGCAGGCCGCACCGGCGGAGACACGGCGGCCAAGGCUCGGGAUCGUGUCGCGCAAGGGGACGCGCGUGAUCGAGAACCAGGCGGCCGUGGCGGCGCUGGCGUCGUCGGUGGGGUUCGACGUAGAGGUCCUGGAGACGGCGAACGGGCUGCCGCUGUCGGCGUGGUACGCGUCGUUGAGCGGCUGCGACGCGCUGGUGGGGGUGCACGGCGCGGACCUGACCAAGUUCCUGUUCCUCCGCCCGGGGCGCGCGUCGCUGACCCAGAUCGCGCCGCUCGGCGUGUCCCCGAUCGCGCGGGAGUGCUUCGGCGGGCCGGCGGCGAGGAUGGGGCUGCGCUACGAGCAGUACGAGGUGACCGGGAGGGAGAGCUCGCUGGCCCGGAGGUACGCGCCGGAGGACGAGGUGGUGGCGGACCCGGAGAAGGCGAAGCGAAGCAAGGGGUGGGGCUUCGUGGCGCGCGUGUACCUGGGAGGGCAGAACGUGACCCUGGACCUGGGCAGGUUCCGCGAGACGCUGGCCAGGUUGCACGCGCACGCCCUGCUGCAGCGGCGGCGGCGGGGACAGCUAGCAGAGGAGACCAGGCCGAAGAAGCGGUGAUGGCGAUCGAGAGAGACGGCGGCUUGGCGUGUUGCGGCCGAGGAUACUGUUCCGGCGGUUGGGGAUCAGCAGCCAUCAGCAGCGGCUUGGAACGACGUGACGUGCGUGACAAGUGCUGGGAUAUGCUGACCACCGUGCAUUUUGGACGAUUUCUUCUUGCAUUGCUCGUCAUCAGAAGAAUAGUAUCCUUGUCCCGAGUGCUGCUGUACGUGACGGGAAAUAUGCCAACUAACGUACGUGACGGCAGCAUGUAUACUAGAGAGUUUGCAAGUUCCAGAGCAUUUAUAUCACAAGAUACUAUACUACUAUAAGAUUUCUUGGGAGUA